CUGAUCCGCGUUGAGCUCCGCCCGCCCAGCUUCGCUCUCUCCGGCUUUGUACUGUCCACGCCGCUGCAGCUUUUCCCACAAGUGUGACGCCGCAAAAAAAGGACAGCAAUGGCUCUCCACGUUCCCAAAGCUCCGGGCUUUGCCCAAAUGUUGAAGGAUGGCGCAAAGCAUUAUUCAGGGCUUGAGGAGGCAGUUUUCCGCAACAUCCGAGCCUGUAAGGAACUUUCGCAGACCACUCGCUCGGCCUAUGGCCCUAAUGGCAUGAACAAAAUGGUUAUCAACCAUUUGGAGAAACUAUUUGUCACCAACGAUGCUGCCACCAUCCUCAGAGAGCUGGAGGUGCAGCAUCCUGCAGCCAAAAUGAUCGUGAUGGCAUCCCACAUGCAGGAACAGGAGGUUGGCGACGGCACCAAUUUCGUCCUGGUGUUUGCAGGCGCGCUGCUGGAGCUAGCUGAGGAGCUCCUACGGAUGGGCCUCUCUGUUUCAGAGGUUAUCGACGGCUACGAGAAGGCGUCCCGGAAGGCGUUGGAGAUCCUGCCCGAAUGCGUGUGCUCGUCUGCCAAGAACCUCCACGACAUCAAGGAAGCAUCGGCGCUGAUCCGGACGGCCGUCACCAGCAAACAGUACGGCAAUGAGGACUUCCUGUCCAACCUCAUCGCACAGGCUUGCGUGUCCAUCUUCCCAGAAUCUGGUCGUUUCAACGUGGAUUAUGUCCGAGUGUGUAAGAUUUUGGGUUGUGGUGUGACUGCAUCCUCGGUGCUCCACGGCAUGGUGUUCAAAAAGGAAGCUGAGGGAGACAUCACUUCAGUAAAAGAUGCCAAGAUUGCCGUCUUCUCCUGCCCUUUCGACUGUAUGGUUACAGAGACUAAGGGAACAGUGCUAAUAAACAACGCCAAGGAGCUGAUGGACUUCAGCAAAGGCGAGGAGGACAUGAUGGAGACUCAAGUCAAGGCCAUCAAGGAGGCGGGCGCCAACGUGGUGGUGACCGGCGGCAAGGUGGCCGACAUGGCGCUCCAUUAUGCCAACAAGUACAAGCUGAUGGUGGUCAGGCUGAACUCCAAGUGGGACCUGAGGAGGUUAUGCAUGACGGUGGGAGCCGUAGCUCUGCCCAGGCUGACUGCACCUACCCCUGAAGAGAUUGGUCAUUGCGACAGUGUCGCCUUGACGGAGGUGGGCGACACUCAAGUGGUGGUCUUCAAACACGAGAAAGAAGAUGGCGCCAUUUCUACCGUGGUUAUCCGAGGUUCCACAGAUAACCUGAUGGAUGACAUCGAGCGGGCUAUCGACGACGGCGUCAACACUUUCAAGGUCCUUGUUAGGGACAACCGUCUUGUCCCUGGAGCGGGAGCCACCGAAAUGGAGCUGGCCAAGCGGAUCACCUCUUUCGGAGAGACCUGCCCGGGGCUGGAGCAGUAUGCCAUCAAAAAGUUCGCUGAAGCCUUCGAGUCGUUACCACGCGCCCUGGCGGAAAACUCUGGCGUGAAGGCCAACGAGCUUAUCUCCAAGCUGUACUCGGCCCAUCACGAGGGCAACAAGAACGCUGGCUUCGACAUUGAGGGAGACGGCCCCUCGGUAAAGGACGUGGCAGAGGCUGGCAUCCUGGACCCGUUCCUGGUCAAAUUUUGGGCCAUCAAACUGGCCACCAACGCCGCCAUCACAGUACUGCGGGUCGAUCAGAUCAUCAUGGCUAAGGCAGCAGGUGGACCCAAGGCUCCCAAGCAGAGGGGGCACUGGGAUAAGGACGACUGGGAUGAAGAACCCGAUAAAUUUGAAACGCACCAAUAGAGCGGGCAGUCAGUAGAUCCCUGCACCUGUGUGUGGUUGAAUUUUUUUUUUUUUCGCUCACGUGUGAAACAUUGCCUGUCAUGACUAAUUUAUGUGCGUUAACCAGACAAAAGAAAAGUAGAAAAGUCACGGAUGUGUUAAGGAAUGAAUUCACUCAAAACUGAUGCAAUGAAUUAUUUGCAUGGCGCAUGUUUAUUACAUGUGUGAUCAGUAACAUUUGCUGUUUUAUUUAUUAUUAUAUACAUAUAUAAUUAUAAAUUCAAAGAUGAAUCAUAAUAAAAAAUAUAAUUCAGACCUGGCGUUCACUUAUAUUGACAUGACA
Messenger RNA from Corythoichthys intestinalis (scribbled pipefish), 2107 nucleotides. RefSeq names its product chaperonin containing TCP1, subunit 8 (theta) (gene cct8). Gene Ontology annotation, cellular component: chaperonin-containing T-complex. Gene Ontology annotation, molecular function: ATP hydrolysis activity; ATP-dependent protein folding chaperone; ATP binding. Bases 109 to 1785 code for a protein of 558 amino acids. The record is from RefSeq and is a predicted model, not a curated record. NCBI's taxonomy places the organism in Eukaryota, Metazoa, Chordata, Actinopteri, Syngnathiformes, Syngnathidae. The transcript is spliced from 15 exons. Gene Ontology annotation, biological process: protein folding.